Molecule: messenger RNA, 1622 nt
Organism: Carcharodon carcharias (great white shark)
Lineage: Eukaryota; Metazoa; Chordata; Chondrichthyes; Lamniformes; Lamnidae
Product: zinc finger protein 239-like
Exons: 4
Coding region: 395-1198 (267 amino acids)
Biological process (GO): regulation of transcription by RNA polymerase II
Molecular function (GO): RNA polymerase II cis-regulatory region sequence-specific DNA binding; DNA-binding transcription factor activity, RNA polymerase II-specific
Source: RefSeq, a predicted model, not a curated record
AAGACUGAGAAAUGGUGGAGUACAGGCGAGUUCUGUGGAAGGGUCAUGAGGACUCGAAACGUCAACUUUUCUCUUCUUCACCGAUGCUGCCAGACUUGCUGAAUUUUUUCAGGGCAGAGGAUUGACGGAUGGGAAACUCAAACGAAACAUCACAUCAAGAUCUGACAGAGUUAUUUGAUUCAUCAGGGCCUGAAUAUCAUCAAACUUUUAAUGUGAAAGGCUCAUGAGGACUCGAAACGUCAACUGUGUUCUCUGCCGAUGCUGCCAGACCUGCUGAGUUUUUCCAGGGUAUUAGGAGGAGAGGAUUUGCAGUCAGGCAACUCAAACCAAGCAUCACAUCAGAAUCUGACAGUCACCCAACUUACCAUAACCUGAAUACCAUUGGAUUUUGAACAUGGAAGGAAAAAGCACCGUUCACAGUGAGGAGAAACCAUACACGUGUUCUGUGUGUGGACAAGACUUCAGCCGAUCAUCUGACCUGUUAGAACAUAAAUGCCAUCACAACAGGAUGAAACCAUGGAAAUGUGGGGAAUGUGGGAAGGAAUUCAAAACCCCAUCUCACCUGGAAAGUCAUUGGCGCACUCACACUGGGGAGAAACCGUUCAUCUGCUCCGAGUGUGGGAAGGGAUUCACUCGUUCAUCGUACCUGCUGAUACACCAGCGAGUUCACUCUGGGGAGAGGCCAUUCGCUUGCUCUAAGUGUGGGAAGGGAUUCAUUCAGUCAUCCAACCUGCGGUCACACCAGCGAGUUCACACUGAUGAGAGACCUUUUAAAUGUCCGGACUGUGGGAAGUGCUAUAAAGGUUCCAUGGAACUGAUGCGCCAUCAACGUGUUCACACUGACGAGAGACCAUUCAGGUGCUCUCACUGCGGGACUGGGUUCAGGUGGUUAUCUCAACUCACUGCACACAAGCACAGUCACACUGGGGAGAGGCCGUUCACCUGCUCUGUGUGUGGGAAGGGAUUCACUCAGUCUUCCAAACUGCUGAGACACCAACAUGGGCACAGUGAUGAGAGGCCGUUCACCUGCUCCAUGUGUGGGAAGGGAUUCACUCAGCAAUCCCAUCUGCUGACACACCAGCGAGUUCACGCAGAUGAGAGACCUUUUAAAUGCCCAGACUGUGGGAAGUGUCUUAAAAGCGUUCACACUGGGGAGGGGCCGUUCAGGUGCUCUCACUGCGGGACUGGGUUCAAGUGAUCAUCUCAACUCAUUGUACACCAGUGAAUUCACAUUGGGGAGUGGCUGUUCACCUGCCCUGAGUGUGGGAAGGGAUUCACUCCGUUAUCUAUCCUGCUAACACACUACCAGGUUCACACUGGAGGGGGGGGGAGGGCGACCAUUCAUCUGCCUUGAAUGUGGGAAGGGUUUUACCCAGUCAUCCAACCUGCUGACACACCAGCGAGUUCACACUGGGGAAAGACCAUUUACAUGCUCUGAAUGUGGGAAGGGGUUUGCUUAUUUAUCUACACUGCAGAGACACCAGCAAGUUCACAAGUAACGACAAUGGUUGUAUUUUGCUGUUAAUCACAUCCAGGACUGAAUUAUGUGUAUUGGGGUCUGUUUCUGAUGAUAAACUCCAGCCCAGUUACUUUGGCUGAUAUUGUAGAUAAAGGUCAAUUAA